This is a messenger RNA of Nerophis lumbriciformis (worm pipefish), 1161 nucleotides long. The record is from RefSeq and is a predicted model, not a curated record. Lineage: Eukaryota; Metazoa; Chordata; Actinopteri; Syngnathiformes; Syngnathidae.
AUGAAAAUACUCAGGCGAGUCUCUCUUAUCGCAUUCGCUCUAUCGUUGCUGGCAUAUUGGCUGGUGCUACCACUGAUCGCCAACCGAACGGAUGCCAAGCUCAACUCGGUCAUUAAACACGUGCCUUACUCGGUCAGCGCAGAGGCUGCCGCGCUGCAUUCCGAACUACGUCUAGCCGACUUGCACGGCGAUGCGUUGCUGUGGCGUCGAGACUUAUUGAAACGCCACACGCGUGGCCACAUUGACUUACCGAGACUGACUGAGGGUGGCUUUGCGUUGCAGGUUUUCCCCUCGGUAACCAAGUCGCCAAGCGGGCUAAACUACCAGAGCAAUUCAGGCACCAGUACCGAUCAGAUCACACUACUGGCCGUUGCCUCUCACUGGCCCGUGCGAACCUGGAACAGUCUGUAUGAGCGGGCCAGAUUUCAUGCCGAGCGGUUAAACGAAUUUGCGCGUCAAUCCGACGGCAGCUUGCGCGUCGUGCGCACCCAGCGUGAGCUCCGCGCUGCCCUGACUGAACAGGCAAUCGCCGGGAUCCUUGCCACCGAGGGCGCCCAUCCGUUAGAGGGCGAUUUGGCAAAAGUUGAGGGUCUGUUCACGGCGGGCUACCGCGUCAUUGGGCUGCAACAUUUCUUCGACAACAGGCUGGGGGGAUCGCUACACGGAAUCGGCAAGGGUGGGUUAAGCGACUUCGGCCGGCAAGUGGUGCACGAACUGGAUCGUCGGAAAAUCGUGAUUGAUGUUGCCCAUUCCUCUGAAGCAGUUGUACGAGACGUACUGGCGAUCAGCCAACGACCUCUCAUCGUGUCGCACACGGGCAUAAAGAGCCUCUGCGACACCCCUCGGAAUAUCUCAGAUGAGCUACUGCAACAGAUCGCCGCGCGGGGCGGGCUGAUCGGCAUCGGUUUUUGGGACGGCGCCAUCUGUGACAUCAGUCCGCAGGGCAUUGCCAGGACACUGAGCCGAGGUAUCGAGCUGUUAGGCCACCAACACCUGGCGCUGGGGUCGGAUUUCGAUGGCACGGUCACCACCGCGUUGGAUGCCAGCGAAAUGGUCGCCAUCACCAAUGCGUUGCUCGAUGUGGGCGUUCCGCGCUCCCAGAUCCGUGCAGUGAUGGGUGAAAACGCGAUUGAGUUCUUUCUGCAGCAGCUGCCGCAAUAG